This is a messenger RNA of Psammomys obesus (fat sand rat), 3661 nucleotides long. RefSeq names its product cysteine and serine rich nuclear protein 3 (gene Csrnp3). The transcript is spliced from 7 exons. Gene Ontology annotation, cellular component: nucleus. Gene Ontology annotation, biological process: regulation of transcription by RNA polymerase II. The record is from RefSeq and is a predicted model, not a curated record. Gene Ontology annotation, molecular function: DNA-binding transcription factor activity, RNA polymerase II-specific; sequence-specific DNA binding. Lineage: Eukaryota; Metazoa; Chordata; Mammalia; Rodentia; Muridae. Bases 335 to 2074 code for a protein of 579 amino acids.
GCGGAGUGAGCUCUUCUCAGUGUGUUCUGCCGGAGCCCAAGUACAGAGACCAUAUUUGCAGGUCCAUGUGACAGCUAUGAGUGGAAUUUUAAAGGGGACGUUUGAAGAAGCUGACAGCGCCUCACUGUGCUCUUCUGUGCAGGAAUCAGAUGAUGACGUUUUCAGCUGGGACAGUGCUGAGAGUCUUGAUAGUGUCAAUCUGUGCGCACCUGAUCAUUUACGGGAAAAAAAUAAGAGGAUAUCAACAGACUGAAAAAAUACUUUCGGAAGCAUAGACUCUUGGGAGGAUACUGCAGUUCAUGAGAUCUCAAGGUACACGCAGCAACACGCAGCAAUGAGUGGGAUUCUAAAGAGGAAGUUUGAAGACGUUGACGCCUCCUCUCCCUGCUCCUCGGCUCGCGAGUCUGACGACGAAGUCUCCAGCAGCGAGAGUGCUGACAGCGGGGACAGUGUCAACCCGUCCACCUCCAACCACUUCACCCCUUCCUCCAUCCUCAAGAGAGAGAAAAGGCUGAGGACAAAGAAUGUGCACUUCAGUUGUGUCACCGUGUACUACUUCACCAGGAGGCAGGGCUUCACCAGUGUGCCCAGCCAGGGGGGCAGCACCCUGGGGAUGUCCAGCCGUCACAACAGCGUACGCCAGUACAGCCUGGGCGAGUUCGCAAGAGAGCAGGAACGGCUGCACCGAGAGAUGCUGAGAGAACACCUCAGGGAGGAGAAGCUCAACUCUCUAAAACUAAAGAUGACAAAGAAUGGCACGGUAGAAUCUGAAGAAGCCAGCACUCUGACCGUGGAUGACAUUUCCGAUGAUGACAUUGAUUUAGACAACACAGAGGUAGACGAAUACUUCUUCCUGCAGCCCCUGCCCACGAAAAAACGGAGAGCCCUGCUGCGAGCCUCCGGAGUGAAGAAGAUUGACGUGGAAGAAAAGCACGAGCUGCGAGCCAUCCGCCUGUCUCGGGAGGACUGCGGCUGUGACUGCAGAGUGUUCUGUGAUCCAGAAACAUGUACCUGCAGCCUGGCAGGCAUCAAGUGUCAGGUGGAUCGUAUGUCUUUCCCAUGUGGCUGCACUAAAGAAGGCUGUAGUAACACAGCAGGUAGAAUUGAAUUUAAUCCUAUCCGUGUCCGGACUCAUUUCUUGCACACAAUAAUGAAACUUGAACUGGAGAAAAACCGGGAGCAGCAAAUCCCCACGCUCAACGGCUGCCACGGUGAGAUAAGCACCCACAGCGCUUCCAUGGGCCCUGUCGCUCACUCCGUAGAAUACUCCAUCGCAGACAAUUUUGAGAUUGAAACUGAACCCCAGGCUGCGGUGCUGCACCUGCAGGACGAACUGGACUGCCAAGGAGAGGAGGAGGAAGAGGAGGAGGACGGAAGCAGCUUCUGCAGCGGAGUCACUGACUCCAGCACACAAAGCCUGGCUCCCAGCGAAUCGGAUGAGGAAGAAGAGGAAGAGGAGGAGGAAGAGGAAGAGGAGGAGGAAGACGACGAGGACGAGAAGGGAGACAGCUUUGUAGAAGGGCUCGGGGGCCACACUGAAGUCGUCCCGCUUCCUUCUGUCCUUUGUUACUCCGACGGCACAGCGGUCCAUGAAGGCCACACAAAAAAUGCUUCGUUUUACGCUAGCUCUUCAACUCUGUACUACCAAAUAGACAGCCACAUCCCUGGAACUCCUAGCCAGAUCUCUGACAACUACGCUGAAAGAGAUACUGUCAAAAACGGUGCCCUCUCGCUGGUGCCUUACGCCAUGACCCCAGAGCGGUUCGUUGACUAUGCCAGACAAGCAGGCGAGGCCUACGGGGCCUCCCACUACCCAGCUGCCAACCCUUCCGUCAUUGUUUGCUGCCCCACUUCUGAAAACGAGAGUGGGGUGCCCUGUAACACCUUAUAUCCUGAACACAGGUCCAAUCUUCCCCAAGUGGAAUUUCACUCAUACUUGAAAGGCCCUUCCCAGGAAGGCUUUGUCUCCACCUUGAAGGGCGAUGGCCACAUUCCAGAGCACCCUGCAGAAAAUCCCUUGAGCCUCGCAGAAAAGAGCAUCAAGUCCCCGGUGGUGGAGACGGUUCCCGUUUAGUCGCUUAAGUCUUCUACUUAAGGCGCCAUAUUGCAUUUGCUGGGCUCAUCCUUGUCUGACCUGGAAGACCAAGAAAAUAUGGACCGCGAUCAAUCUCCCAGACAGUAUUUCCUCCCUCCCUCCCUCCCUUCCUUCCUUUCUAGCUUCCUAACUGUGGCGUGGCACAAAUAACAGUCGCCCUGGGGAUUUUAAACGAUUUUGAACUGUUUUGAUAGAAAAUGAAAAUGCUAAAUUUAAAAGAAAAAAAAAUGCAUUAUCUCACAGUUGCCUACCUUGUCAAACUGUGUGAAACCUGCCAAGCUAUGCAGAUCAUAGCUCCGAGUUUUAGAUUAUCGGGCCUGUGCAAGAUUGUUAAGACUAAGACUAAAAACAAAAACAAAAAAAAACAAAAACAAAAAAAAAUUCCGAUUUAGAGUCCUAAUUUUCGAUAUAUCCGGAGAUGAUGGUGACUUUUUAAUGUAAAAGUAAUUAUUGUAAGAAAAACAGAUUGAAUCGUUUCCUGUGUAUUUUAUUUAUGGUAGUUUAGAAAUCAUGCUUUGAUGAAAAUGAACAGCAUGUUCAUUGAAGCUGAAGAUGUGUUAGCUAGCACCACAGAGCAUGCCCACAAGGAUUGCAUCUGGAAUCCACCCACAUUUUUACUAUUAUGACUGAGCAGAUUUGCAAAUAAUUUCUUAAGGAUGAAAUGGGCUUAUUUUUGCUAUUUGGGAUAAAUGAGUCAAAUGUGCAGGUCCUUAUGCCGUUUUCUCUAAAGUUAAGAGUUAGGACAAUCCUCUGGUGAGGGUCUCAUACACUGCCCGCCCUCAGCCAAAAUAGAUGGAAUUGCCUUUCUUUUUAAAACAGUGUCAUCUUGUUUAUCAGCUUGGACAGCACCUUUAAACUCUACCCCCUCCACCACAAUGCACUUUAGUGCCCCUUCGUGGUACCAAAUGUGGGAUGGGGUCUCAGAGAGCGUUAAAAUAAUUUUUUUUAUUAUAAUAAAUGCUAACCACUGUAAGGUUCAUACGGUAGAGAUGGAGGAUUCCUCCAGUGACAUGAGGGUGUGUUCUUUCACUGCUCUGAGGACCUAACUCAGUCCUGACACAGAGAAAGCUGAGAAUACAGCCUCAGCAACCAGUCUGUUCUACAUCCGGGAUCAACCAAUCUCUACAAAAGCGGAAACGUGUAGUGGUAUUUCCACUUAGUGACCAGCUGAUUGAAGGCAGGCCUGUACUUGUGUACUUAUUAGGCCUUACUUUCCUGAAGCAUUUUUAUCUAUUUGUCUUGCCUGGGACACUUCAUGGCACAGUUCAGAAUGCAUUGCCAAGGCAGCCCCCUCAUGUUCUCUUACUUAAUGAGGAACGUGGAUAGAAAGGAAACAUGCACCAUUGAUUCCUGAGGGAACUUUGAGCAGCCUUUCCUAUAAGCUUAAGCAUCUGUAGAGCAAGUGCUGUGAUUUCCCCCAGUGCAAUGGUUAGGCUGAAUCCUUUUUCCAGUUUUGACAUUUUAUUGUUCCAUCAUUUCAUAUGUUUUAUAACUAUUUAAAAUGUCGAUACACGCUGCUAUGUAGUAACUGCACCCUCAUUUUUUUAAAGUCUCCUAAUCUUGGGC